UCGCGGCCGUUGCGCUCUCUUCAGCGCUCAAGACCACCUAACUCUGACAACUGCAGCGACUACCCAACGGCAGCACCAGUCGCUGCUUUAUUCCCAAAUAUCGCGGAGCACGCGAGAAAGAGAGGGCAGGAAGCUGCCUCCUCCUCCUCCUCCUCCUCCGCCAGGCAGGGCGCUGCACUCGUCCGCUUUCGAGCAAAGCAGCAAGUAUGGUGGCGUCGGACUGUCGGGGUCGCUCGGCCACCUAUCUCGGAGGGGCGCUUAUCGCACUCCUUGUGUCGGGUUUAGCUCAGCCCCACGAUAUAGCCAGACGGCCUCUGUGGAACUUGAAAAUGGAUCAAGCUUUAUUACGAAUUCAUAAUGAAUUGCUCAUUGACAACUUGUCCAUUUAUUGGAUCUCAGAUUAUUGUUAUGAGUGUUUGCAACAGGAGCUGAUUUCUGUCCAGAUAAACAGAACAUCCAAAGAAACUCACUUUGUAGCUAUUGAUACUCAGCAUGCUCUCAAACUGAUGGUCAAUAAUUUUAAAGAAGGAAAAGAACUGUGCAGGAUUCAUUAUCAUUUUGGAGAAUAUGGAAACUAUUCCUUAAGGAUUAGACAUCUCCAGAACAACAUCAUGAACAUUACAUGUGAUAUAGUUAUCAAUCAAAGUCCUCUCAACAGCUAUCUCCCUAUUUUAUUUGCAUUUCUCAUCUACAUGGGUAUUUUCAUUAUUCUGAUGAUUGGACAGAUUUGCAUAAACACUGAACCAGUAAGAAAUUGGUUCUUCAAAAAGAUGGAUCCUAGAGAAACUGAUCGACUUAUUAAUUCAGAGCUUGGAUCCCCAAGCAGAACAGAUUCCAUUGGUGGUGAAUUCCCAAUAGGGGCAUGGAACACUGCUUCCUCUCUACAGAGACUUCGUUCCCUCGAUACCUUCAGAGGCCUGGCACUUACAAUUAUGAUCUUUGUGAAUUAUGGUGGAGGAAAAUAUUGGUUCUUCAAGCAUCAGAGCUGGAAUGGCUUAACAAUAGCAGACCUCGUCUUUCCAUGGUUUGUAUUUAUUAUGGGUACCUCUAUUUCACUGUCCCUCAGUGCCAUGUUAAGACGGGGUUGUUCCAAAUGGCAAUUGCUGGGCAAAGUCAUAUGGAGAAGCGUCCUUCUAUUUUUAAUAGGACUAAUAGUUGUAAACCCAAAUUAUUGCCUUGGACCACUUUCCUUGGAUAAUCUACGAAUUCCAGGUGUGCUCCAAAGAUUGGCUUGCACGUAUUUUGUUGUUGCGACGCUAGAACUGCUCUUUGCCAAACCUGCACCUGAGAACAGUACUCUGGAGACUUCCUACCCUGCUCUUCAAGAUAUUCUUCCUUAUUGGCCCCAGUGGAUUUUUAUGUUGGCCCUUGAAGGACUUUGGCUGUGCCUCACCUUCCUUUUGAGUGUACCUGGGUGUCCAAAAGGCUACCUUGGACCUGGAGGUAUUGGCAGUUUUGGAAAGUUUCCCAACUGUACCGGAGGGGCAGCAGCUUACAUUGAUCAUUUGCUUCUAGGAGGAAAACAUAUGUAUCAACAUCCAUCUUCUAAUGUGUUGUAUCUUACUACAGUCCCCUUUGACCCUGAAGGAAUUUUAGGAACAAUAAAUUCUGUUCUUAUGGCAUUUUUGGGACUUCAGGGAGGAAAAAUUCUUUUGUUUUAUAAAGAUCAGCAUAAGCAAAUAAUUCUUCGAUUUUGUGUGUGGAGUAUAAUAAUGGGUGUCAUUUCCAUGGUAUUGACAAAAUGCUCAAAAGAUGCAGGCUUUAUUCCAGUUAACAAGAAUUUAUGGUCAAUUUCAUAUGUGACAACACUGAGCAGCUUUGCCUUUAUACUUCUGCUGUUUAUAUACUAUCUUAUAGAUGUUAAGAAGGUAUGGUCAGGUGCUCCAUUUUUCUAUCCAGGCCAAUCCCAACUGGUCUGAACAGGGAGAGAUCCAUGGCCACUUCUUUGUAGCACACUGCAGGACUCGGCACUUUCUACAUCCUUUUUAACAUCUAUAUGAAGCCACUGGGUAAGAUCAUUUGUCAUCAUGGGUUGAGUAUCACUAUGCUGAUGAUACUCAACUUUGUAUCUCCACCUCUGGUGAUCCAAGUGAUGCUAUCACUGCUAUCUUGCCAUGCCUGGAGGCUGUAAGAACUUGGAUGGGGGACAAUAGUCUUCAGCCAAAACCUGACAAGACCAAAUGGUUUUGGGUGCAUGGAGCUUCAAGAUCUGGGACUUUUAACAGCUUUAGUUUUGGAUGGGAUUACAGAACACACUGCAACUGGGGGUUCUCUGCCUCAAAACUCCUGCUCAAAGAAUAAGUGGCAAGAGCCUGUGUAUUUUAUUUUGUGUACCAGUGAUAGUCUUUCCUGAAUCAAGAGUCCCUGUUUUCAAUCACUCAAGCCCUGGUCAUCUCACACAUGGAUUACUAUGGUUCCAGGGACUCCAUAGGGUAGCCCAUGUUAUACACCUUGUUGUUUCUGAAUGAAAGUCAGGAUGAUGGUUACCUUUAAAACUCUGUAUAGCAUGGGUCCAGGUUACUUAAGGAACCAUCCUCACCCCAGUGGGACUGGCGUGUCCUACCUAUCCCAGCAAAGCGGGCAUGCUAUGGGUCCAUCACAUAGGGAAUUUCAGGUGGCAAAGUCCAGAAGACUUCUCUGCUAUGGCUUCUUCUCUUUGGAACAUCUUAUCCAGAGGUGAGAUUGACUCCCAACCUUCCAAAAGGACCUGAUUCUGCCAGGAGGCUUGGGAUCCCAACAAGGGAAUAGCACACUGAAGGUGGUUGAAGAGAAAAUCCCAUCUCCCUCCUGUCGUAGCUUUUAACUGUAACUUUACUUUGGAUUGUAAUUCUAUUUUUAUUUUUAGAAAUACUGAUCUUUUAUGGUCUUAUUGUUUUUAAUGUUGUAAGCUGCCCAGAGCCACUUCAAAGCAAGAUGGGUGGCAAACAAAUUUAACACACACACACACUCUGUAAUACAUUACUACUUUUCUGAUAGUGUUUUUGAUUUCUUUACAGGUAUGAACUCCAUUCUUGUUUAUGUAGGACAUGAAAUAUUUGAAAACUAUUUUCCUUUUAAAUGGAAGCUGCAUGAUACACAAUCACACAGUGAACAUUUGACUCAGGAUCUAAUUGCUACAUCUUUAUGGGUUAUCAUA
This is a messenger RNA of Pantherophis guttatus, 3136 nucleotides long. RefSeq names its product heparan-alpha-glucosaminide N-acetyltransferase (gene HGSNAT). Gene Ontology annotation, biological process: lysosomal transport. Gene Ontology annotation, cellular component: lysosomal membrane. Lineage: Eukaryota; Metazoa; Chordata; Lepidosauria; Squamata; Colubridae. The record is from RefSeq and is a predicted model, not a curated record.